This is a messenger RNA of Eleginops maclovinus (Patagonian blennie), 1060 nucleotides long. Its product is annotated as prostamide/prostaglandin F synthase-like. The record is from RefSeq and is a predicted model, not a curated record. NCBI's taxonomy places the organism in Eukaryota, Metazoa, Chordata, Actinopteri, Perciformes, Eleginopidae. The transcript is spliced from 8 exons. The coding region runs from base 31 to 1011 and encodes 326 amino acids.
AUAAGGACCUGCAGAUCAAACUUCACCAACAUGUCGGAAGGAGCUGCAGGGGAGGCGCUCAGAGUGUUUGUCAAAGAAGGAAAGGUUCUGCUGGAGCUCGCCGAGCAGGAGAGCAGGGAAGGCGCCGUGCAGGACUUCAUCCGUCAGAAGAUCAGCAUCGAGCGGAGAGAGUCCCUGCUGGGGCUGAUCGAGGCUGCUGCACGGCUCUACAGGAGGUCCUUAAACACUGACUAUAUUCAGAUCAUACAGGAAGUACAGCUUCAUGGAUGUCUAAGCGUUCACUGUUCGUUGUUCCACAGUCUGUCAGUGAAGAGGAUACAGGAUGCAGAGGACUUCUGGAGGAGAAACACCCACUGUGCAGCUCUACAGGACGCCCUGCAGGACCUCCAGCAGCUCCAGGUUCAGUGGGAUGCGUUCCUGCAGCGUCUGGAUGCAGAGGCAAAGCUCGGCACUGAAGCUCUGCACAGAGACCAGCAGCUGAAGCAUGUUCCUGCAGAAACUCGGCUCAGAGACGCCAGGACGGGACGAGCAGUGACGUUGCAGCAGUAUCUUGGUGGAGGGAAGAAGAUCCUGCUGGUGUUGAUCCGUCAGUUCUCCUGUCUCCUCUGCAGACUGCACCUCCAACACCUGCAGGACCACCAGAGCACGCUGGAUGCACACUCAGUGAAAGUGGUGGUGGUCUCGUUCGGCUGUGAGGGGGGGGCUUCACACUGGCUGCAGGAGACGGGCUGCCAGUAUGACUUGCUGUUAGACCCUGAGAGGAAGUUGUACGCUGCGUUCGGGCUGGGGGCGUCUGUGUGGAAGGUUUUAAACUUCAGCAACAUGCUGCUGUACGCUGAGUACGUGGUAAACAGCCUGCCGUUUCCCCGAGGACUCCCAAACAUCCAGGAGGACAUGUUCCAGCUGGGAGGCGACUUUGUUGUGGAUGAACAUGGGGGGGUGCUGUUCUCUCACUGCUGUCAGAGUCCCACAGACAGACCCCCCCUGCAGGACAUCAUAUCUGCACUGUGAAAUAACACUUUACAUUUUCCUCUCAAAUCAAUUAAAUACCGUUUGGACA